Messenger RNA from Chelmon rostratus (copperband butterflyfish), 3045 nucleotides. It is a transcript of the gene elovl6, whose product is annotated as ELOVL fatty acid elongase 6. Gene Ontology annotation, biological process: fatty acid elongation, polyunsaturated fatty acid; fatty acid elongation, saturated fatty acid; sphingolipid biosynthetic process. Gene Ontology annotation, molecular function: fatty acid elongase activity. The coding region runs from base 117 to 926 and encodes 269 amino acids. Gene Ontology annotation, cellular component: endoplasmic reticulum; endoplasmic reticulum membrane. The record is from RefSeq and is a predicted model, not a curated record. Lineage: Eukaryota; Metazoa; Chordata; Actinopteri; Chaetodontiformes; Chaetodontidae. The transcript is spliced from 4 exons.
GGUACUGACAGCAGCACGAGCGAUGCGAGUCAAGGGUCGCGAGGAAACAGACUAAAUAAGAACACCACGGCCGAGAAUCGUCUUGUUUCAGCAGCGCGAACAGAAACACAAAGAGCAUGUCGGUGCUAGCUCUUCAAGAGUACGAGUUCGAGAGACAGUUCAACGAGGACGAAGCCAUCCGAUGGAUGCAGGAGAACUGGAAGAAGUCCUUUCUCUUCUCUGCACUCUAUGCUGCCUUUAUCCUCGGGGGCCGCCAUGUCAUGAAACAGAGGGAGAAGUUUGAGUUGAGGAAACCGCUGGUGCUAUGGUCGCUCACGCUUGCCGUAUUCAGUAUAUUUGGUGCCAUCCGUACUGGGAGUUACAUGACGUACAUCCUGAUGACGAAAGGGCUUAAACAGUCAGUUUGUGACCAGAGCUUUUACAACGGGCCUGUCAGCAAGUUCUGGGCAUACGCCUUUGUACUUAGUAAAGCACCAGAACUGGGUGACACCCUCUUCAUCGUUCUGAGGAAACAGAAGCUCAUCUUCCUCCACUGGUACCACCACAUCACCGUGCUGCUCUACUCCUGGUACUCCUACAAAGACAUGGUGGCUGGCGGCGGAUGGUUCAUGACCAUGAACUACUUGGUCCACGCCGUCAUGUACUCUUACUACGCCUUGCGGGCGGCCGGCUUCAAGCUGUCGCGCAAGUUUGCCAUGUUCAUCACACUGACCCAGAUCACCCAGAUGCUGAUGGGCUGUGUGGUCAACUACUUGGUGUACUCGUGGAUGCAGCAGGGCCAGGAGUGUCCAUCCCACAUGCAGAACAUUGUGUGGUCCUCCCUCAUGUACCUCAGCUACUUUGUGCUCUUUGUCCAGUUCUUCAUCGAGGCCUACUUCGGCAAGUCCAAAUCAUCGGCCACGGCUGUCACCAAGAAGAGCGAGUAAACACAUGCCAUAAGUGUGGGAAGAAGGGAGAUAAUGAAGAAAAAGGGAGUUGGAAAUGGAGAGCAGGGACCAGCGACUUGAGAGAAUCUGUUAGGGUUGGGUAAAGGUUGUUGGAAUGAAAGAUGGAUUGAUGGAGAGGUGGCAUUGUGGCUGGGGGAGUGAGGAGUGAGGGUGGGGUGGGGUCGGGGUGGGAGGGUCAAGAGGAUGGCUGGUGUUUGUGCUUGAGCGUUUCAAUUAAUGUGCAGAUCUAAAAUGCCUCAAUGGAGAUGUCACCUCCAUUGAGGGAUGCUGAGGAAGCAGCGCUGCCAUGAUCAGAAGCCAUCAUUAGCUGUCCACCUGAAGUUUAAAAGCCCCUUUUUGAAUUCACCAUGAAUAAUUUUUAAAAACCUAGAAUAUAACAAAAGGACAAAAUCACCGGAUUAAAACAAAUACAUUGCCACAAGCAUAUGUUUACUUGAUAUUAAAAAAUACUAUUAAUCUGUACAUAUGAAGAUGGAUGGAGUCAGCAUUAACUUAAGCCAUCUGAGUAUGUUUUUGUCCGUCUGUCGUCAGUGUUUGUUGUUUUGUUUUGAUCUGUCAAAGAAAAAGUUUGAGAAACUGGUGAGUGUGUGGUUGAUGUGAACUGAUGGGGUGAACGGCACUGUAUCUUCUGUGUCUUACAUUGCAAAUUGCGAUAUUUUCUCAGGUCUUAGGUUAUCUCUUCCUUAAUAAAUAUGCAUAUCAAGACAAAGUAGACUUGUUUAACAUCAGCACCGGUUUACAGUAUGGCUAAAAUUCAUCCAGUAUGGCCGCAUAGUUGAUAAAAAGUAUGAAUGAAGCUGAUUGGACUGACUGACUCAGAUGAUCACACUGCUCCUGGGCAUGAUGGGAAACAGAUGCUGACAGUGCCCUGCUUCACCACUUGUCAUGACCUUGCAGAAGUUGCCGACCACACUUGGAAAAUGACUUGCCAUUGAUUUCCAAAUGCUACUCUGUGUUAAAGGGUCCCUACCAGUGAAGAAAACGUGUAUGUUGGACACUGAAGGCUUAAGUGGAGGACAAACAUAUUUAUGUUUAGCAAAAGAAAAAAAAAUCAAACAUGCAAAUUGUUAAAAUCUGCUGUAUUGACUUUAAAAAAUAGUAUGUAUCCUUAAUGGUGUCUGUUGUGCUAUUGUGCAUUUGCACUGUAUCAAUGUCAAAAACAAUUGUUGCUGAAAAACUUAACGUAUGAACAAAGAGUGCAAAAAACGUGACAUGUGCCUGUGGUGUUUAUUUUUUUUGUCUCGGCUGCAACAUCUUGGUAUUGCACAUACUUGAUCCUUUUUUGGUUGCUGAACCUGCAAAGCCAUUUUAGGGGCUAUAUGGCAGAUUUACAAGCAGCAAUAUUUAGAAAGGCUAGAGGGUGAUUAUCACUUCCAAAUAUCCAGUACGUCUGUUCAGCUGUUUAAAUGAGUAAGCCGUAUGCUUGCAUGCAAAUCAAACUGGAUUCAGUGGAUCUUAUGUAGCAGUAAUUACAAGCAUUUCAGUUGCAUACCUGCUAUGAGCUCCUCAGCGUAUCAGUGAUCCCACUCUCUGGAUUCACCUGAGUCAAUAAAGUGGGGCGUGUCAGCACUGGAUAAAACUGGCUGGUGGCAGUUAUAAAAACAGCAUUUGUGACUGGAGUAAUUGAGUUAACUGGCUCAACCAAUUAACCAUUCCACAAUUACUGCUGGCCCUGCAUUCAAAAGUGAUGACAUCCACUGUACCUGGCCUCCCCCUAGAGGUGCAAUUGCGCAGCAAAGCGUAAUCACUGAGAGUUAGUGCAGUUGUACAAAAACUGUUAAGACAGACAGAGGUUCUCUGCUCUGUUCUGUCAAUGAUUUUGGUACCCUGAUCAUGUAACAUUUUUUUUUCUUUUUCCUGUUGUUUAUUGUUGGAGAUGUGCAUAAACACACCUUAAAUCAAAGUUUAUCUGCUAAAAUAAAUUCAAAAUGUCUUUCAUGUAAAUGCCCUAUUGUGAUUGUGUUAAGAUACCCCAUAGUAAAAGACUGAAGGCUGAAUUGUUUUGUAGUACAUGCAGGGCAGACUUAAUAAAGGUCAACCCAGACAGAAUAGUAUCCUGUUUAAUGGCAAAAGCAAGUAGAAUAAAUGGCUCCACAUG